ACCCAUUCAAGCUUCCUACAAACCAUUGUUUUCUUGUCGCGAUUAAGCAACCAUGAUUUCCCAACGCGAUAAGCAAAUUUUCAGAGAUGAUAGUCGUGCAAGCGGGACAAGGCUCAGUGCUGCUGAGCGUGAGAGCCUACUCAAGCCCUAUUUACCUGAGCCGUCGGAUCUACUACGUCGACCUCAACGGCGAAAGAAGGCAACAAUCCGAAAAACCCCUAUCCGCACAUUCCUCAAGUCGCAAUUACACCAUCUAAUUUACUCCGUCAUCCAUAUCAUCUUUGGAAUCGCUGUGCGUCUGAUUCAGGUUUAUCAUGCGGUUUCGGAUCGCAUUCUUGCGGUGGUAUAUCACCAUCACCGCACGCCUGAGUUGAUCCGAAAAGACGUAAAAAACCUGGAUCGCCUGCCAGAGCAUCUGAGUGUGAUAUUGUCGCUUCGGGCUGGGGAUGAUGCUCUUGCCAUUUUGAUGAAUGAAGUAGCAGAACUGGCCGCCUGGAGUGUUAGUGCUGGCAUUCCCGUACUCAGUGUCUAUGAGAAAAAUGGAAUUCUGAAAUCAUGCAUUCCCAGCUUGAACCAGGUCAUUUUGGCCAAGCUAUCCUCAUACUAUGGCUCCCCUGCUCAACAACCGACAUUGCGGCUCUUUGCUCCACACCACCCCAUCCAUCAAGAUAACUCGUCUACUCCCAAGUACAAUCCGGAUACACUCACAAUACUCCUUCUUUCUGCUACCGACGGCCGAGAGACCUUUGUGGAUCUCACCAAAACUCUGGCUGAAAUGUCCCAGAACGGCAAACUAUCGCCUGAAGACAUCACCAUAGACCUGGUGGACGCAGAGAUUAGUGAGAUUACGACGCAACCUUCCCAGGUUACAACAUCGGGUCUGGGCGGGAGCAAAGUAAUUUCCAAUCCUGUUUCUGUGAAGCCUGAGCCAGACCUGCUUCUAGUAUUCGGCCCUUACCUGAAACUUGACGGCUAUCCACCCUGGCAUAUUCGCCUCACAGAAAUGUUUUGUACCGGAGAUAAGAGUAGCGCCAUUACCGGCUCUGGCGAGGCCGUCGAGUAUCAAAGUUUCUGCCGGGGUCUAUGGCAUUUUGCAGGAGCUCAAAUGAGAUUUGGGCGAUGAUAGUUUAUGGAUAUUCAAGAGACAUUUAUCACAAAAUCAAUAUCAUGAGAUUAACCCCUCAUCCUGACUACCAGUACUUGAGUCAAGGUAAAACAGCGCCAUCAGACAAGGUUGCAAGGGGAAGUACCAAGCGUAUAGGAAGUAGUUAUCGACCAUUGUCUUUGCUUAUGUUGUUCCAUGUCGAUGGACGGGUUUGAAGAAAGAGUACAAUUGCUCAUUCGGUUUGAUGUAUUGCCACUUGACGGUGUAUUGUACUAGUCUCUCCAUUGACGUGAACAAAUUCAAUCGAAAAGAUGUGUUUGUUGACUGUUUCCCCUCUACCAUUCGUCAGGGCACGACUGCUAAAUUUCAGAGGCAACAGAUUUGAUUCCAGAUGUUGCUGGAGACAGCGUAACGCAAUCCACCAAAGGAGAGAGGAAAGGGGAUAAAUUGUCCGUAACUAUAUACAUUUGGAUACUAAAGCUCCAGGCCCCCAUUCGCUACAAUCCACUGUCAACAACUGCAAUCAUCUAUCCGUCGAAUGUAUGUAUUAAAUCCGACUCAAUGUCCAACCAAGCUGACAUGAACACUCCUAUGCAAGACCUGUAACUCCGACCUCCGAAAACAAACAGUCUAGUGAGAUGAAUAACCUCUUGCACAACCGAGGCAUUUCACUACCUCUAUUCCUGUUUCAGUCACAUUCUCGACAGCACAGCGAGAGCAGAUCUUCCUGGGUCGGGUGGAGCAUGGUUUAUUGCCAUAACUGCCGUCAUGAAUCAUGAUAGAGGAAUCACGACAUGAAUAUGUUUCCCAAAAUAAGUGACCCAUACCAAUGCAAUCGACCGCCUCACAUUAGCAAAAGCAAAUAUAGCAAUUUUGCUAAUCGCAUAUACUAUAAUUUGUAUAUACUUCAAUUAAUUUCUGGGUUGUAGAUUUUCUAUAGCAGAUAUAGUAUAAACGUAAUAAUGAUGUAGG
Molecule: messenger RNA, 2077 nt
Organism: Aspergillus melleus
Lineage: Eukaryota; Fungi; Ascomycota; Eurotiomycetes; Eurotiales; Aspergillaceae
Product: ditrans,polycis-polyprenyl diphosphate synthase
Exons: 2
Coding region: 53-1123 (356 amino acids)
Cellular component (GO): endoplasmic reticulum membrane; dehydrodolichyl diphosphate synthase complex
Molecular function (GO): ditrans,polycis-polyprenyl diphosphate synthase [(2E,6E)-farnesyl diphosphate specific] activity
Source: RefSeq, a predicted model, not a curated record